AUUAUGGUCAUUGCGCACAGAAUGCCUGUACAAACCCCUAAACACCGGGUCCUGUUCCGCCUGCGCUUUAUUUCAUGGCGGUUGGUUGCUCCUGCGCUCCAGCAGAUGGAAAUAUUGAGUCACUGAUUCUUUUGUCUGCAUCCAAAUUCCAAAGACAUGGGCGGCGAAAAUGAAUUUCCUCUCGCUUUGCUGAAAUGAUUGUGCAAAAUUGCAUUUCGGUUUUUUUCCCCACCAGAAAGUAGUGCAUUGGAUAUUACAAAAUUCUGAAUAGAAUGUGACGGCUAAUUUCAAAAUGUACCGGAUUUUCUUCAUUCAAGAGUUGUAUCCAAUACAAUUGCCUAAACCUCCAAACUCAUCCCAAAUAAGAGCAUUAUUGGUGUUUUUAUCUGUUCAUUGUACGCUGCAGUUUAUUCGUUUUAAAUCACUUUCACUUGUUCCUAACUGCCUUUCCUCUUUGAAUACCAUUCAUGUUUGCUCCCUUCAGCGUAAAUGGGCAGCACCAGGGUGAUGCGCCAGUUUUCACUGACGUCACCUGCAGAAGGAUGGAAACAAGUCCUGUGCACUUUGCUCCACAGACGAUGGGAGAGAUGGCGUCCAGAUGAUUAAGCAAAAACAAACAAAUAACUUAAACGGCAAAGCAAGAAACGACUAGAAGGGAUGCGAGACAGAUUAUUGACAUGUGGUACAUUUUUACAUUAUCAUCGCUGCAUUCUAUAAGCUAAACUUUACCGGGGAUACUUGAAAUCUUUUGUCUUUUUUUUGUUUAAACAAGGCGUCUUUUCAUGCUAUGUGGGAGAAGGAUCUUGAUUCGACUGAAAUUGUUGUUUAUGCAUAGAUAAGUACAGAGACCUGCUGGCAGAUUUAGUGUUUUCAACAGCCGUGUUAGCCUCCGCCUCCCGUCCAUCUAACGCUGGACGGCGGAGAGGCACGAGACGGAGAGAAGGGCGAUGGCAGCGGGAGGAGGAUGCGGAGAGACGGUGGAUCAGUGCCGGGAGGAGAUAGAACGGCUCGUCCGGGACCUUGCGGAGGCCAACCGAGAGAAGAUCCGGGCGGCGGAAUGCGGUCUUGUGGUGCUGGAGGAGAACCAGGCUCUGAAGCAGCAGUAUGCGGACUUGGAGGCCGAACAGGAGACGCUGAAGCAGGAGCUGGAACAGCUGCAGGAGGCGUUCGGCCAGGCCUACUCCACUCAGCGCAAGGUGGCAGCGGACGGCGAGUCCAACGAGGAGGUGCUGCUGCAGGAGUCGGCCUCCAAGGAGGCGUACUACAUGGGCCGCCUGCUGGAGCUGCAGGCCGAGGUCAAGCAGUGCCGCUCCCUCACCUCCAACACGGUGGCCGAGAACGAGCGGCUCAGCGCGCUGCUGCAGGAGCUCCGAGAGAGUGAGGAGGUGCUGGAGCUGCAGAGGAGCAGGUUGAAGGAGGAGAUCCAGGAGUACAAGUUCAGGGAGACGCGGCUCCUGCAGGACUACUCUGAGCUGGAGGAGGAGAACAUCUCCCUGCAGAAACUGGUGUCCCAUCUCAAACAGAGCCAGGUCUGUGAGAGAAAGGUGGAGUACGAGGGCCUGAAGCACGGGAUCAAGGUGCUGGAGGAGGAGACGGCGCUGCUCAACAGCCAGCUGGAGGAGGCGCUACGCCUGCGGCAGAUCUCCCAGAGCCAGCUGGAGGAGGCGCUGGACUCCCUGCGGAGCGAGAGGGAGGCGCGCAACGGCCUGCGCAAGGAGCUGGCGCACUACCUCAUCCUGACGGACAGCAUGUACACGGUGGGCGGCCACCUCCUCGACCACGCCGCCCCCGCCGUCGUCCCCGGCAACGACGACGAAGCCAGGUGCAACGGCCACGCCCCCGGAAACGGCACCGCCGCCGGCGACGCCGACGGGACGUCCGAGGCCCCCGGGGGGGAGAGCGGCUCCGCCGGCGGGGAGGGGGAGGCGCCGCCCGCCUCGGACCUCUUCAGCGAGAUGAACCUCAACGAGAUCCAGAAACUGAAGCAGCAGCUGCUGCAGGUGGAGCGGGAGAAGGCGGCGCUGCUGGCCACGCUGCAGGAGUCGCAGGCGCAGCUGCAGCAGAUGCAGGGCGCGCUCGGCGAGCAGCACCGGCGCGUGCGCCGCCUCAGCGAGAGCCUGCUGUCCAUGCGCCGGCUGCAUGGCCCCGCCCGCGGCCACGAGGCCGGCUCCGCCCCCUCGCCCUCCUCGUCCCUGCCGCCCCGUUGCCGUGACUGCGAGCUGGAGGCGCACAGCGUGGAGCUGCUGCAGUGCAAGUACCGGGUGGCGGUGACGGAGGUGGUCGGCCUGCAGGGGGAGCUGAAGGCCCUGCGGGAGACGUACCGGCGCAGCGUGGACUGCCUGGAGGGGGAGCGCGCCCGGGGGGAGGACCGUCUGCGGGCGCUGCACGAGCACGCCGCCCGCCUGGAGCAGAGCCGCCAGGAGGGCCGCGCCAGGAUCGGCGGGCUGGAGGCGGAGCUGCGGGCGGCGGAGGGCGCGGCCAGCGAGGGGCGGGGCAUGCUGAGCGCGGCGCAGGAGGAGCUGGCGGGCCUCAGCGAGGACCUGGCCCAGCUGUACCACCACGUCUGCCUGUGCAACGACGAGACGCCCAGCCGGGUGGCGCUGGACUACUACCGGCAGGGCCGCGCCCCGCCCCGGGGAGGGGGCUGCCCCGCCCUCCGGGGCUCCGACGACGUCCGGGCGCUCCUGUCGCCCCGCCUCGCCCGCCGACUCUCCGCGGCCCCCCCCGCGGACUCCGCGCCGUCCAGAGCCCCGCACUCGUCCUCUUCCUCGUCGUCGUCCUCCUCAUCCUCGCCGGUCCCCGAGCCGGGCCGGGAGCCCCAGAACCUGUACCACCUGCUGGCCGUGGUCCGCGAGCAGGUCAGGCACCUGCAGCGCGCCGUGCACCGCGCCCUGCAGCUGUCCCGCCAGCGGGCCGCCGCCCGCCAGCUCGCCCCCGAGCCCGCCGACCCCGCCCUCGCCCCCGACAAGGACAAGGAGGCCUGCCUGGAGGAGAUCCUCAAGCUCAAGUCCCUGCUCAGCACCAAGAGGGAGCAGGUCGCCACGCUGCGGCUCGUCCUCAAGGCCAACAAGCAGACGGCGGAGGUGGCGCUGGCCAACCUGAAGAGCCAGUACGACGCGGAGAAGGCCAUGGUGACGGGGACCAUGACCAAGCUGCGCAACGAGCUGAAGGCCCUGAGGGAGGACGCCGCCACCUUCUCCUCCCUCAGAGCCAUGUUCGCCACCAGGUGUGACGAGUACAUGACUCAGCUGGACCAGAUGCAGAGGCAGCUGGCGGCGGCGGAGGACGAGAAGAAGACGCUGAACUCGCUGCUGCGCAUGGCCAUCCAGCAGAAGCUGGCGCUGACGCAGCGGCUGGAGGACCUGGAGUGCGACCACGAGCAGACCCGCCGCGGCCGCGCCAGCAAGGUGGCCCGGAUCAAGAGCAGCCCUCCCAAACUGCCCGCGGGGUACAGGGCCCCCACGCUCCCCACCAGCCCCUCCCGCACCCCCUCUGCGCCGGGCAGCCCGCCGGCCCUGGAGGCUCCGCCCACCUCCUCCUCCUCGCCCUGGGCGACGCCGGCGCCCACCUUCCACCUGGGGCACCCGCACUGGACCCUGGGGGUGCAGGCCUUCACGGUGGACCCCCAGCUCUUCAGCGCCGAGGCCUGCCCCUCCUCUCGCCAUUCCCCGCUGGACUCUCGACCCGCCGCCUCCUGCCCCCCGAGUUCUGCCCCCGCCUCCCCGCUGAGGGCGCGGCACCCGCCCCACGGUGCCGCCAGGACACACCCCCUCGCCGAUGCCGCGCGCUCGGGCUCCGCGGUCACCCCUCCCCCCAGGCCCAGCCAGCCUGGUCCCUAUGCCUACAACUCCCAUCAUGCCCAGCACUGACUCCUGUCAUGGAAUGGGGGGAGGGGCCUGUGAUACAGAAAGGAGCAUAAAUAUAAAUGUAAACACAGGAGAACAGGCUAGUUCCCUGUCUCCUGCUUCCUGUUUCCUGUACCUCAGGCCCUGUGCGUGCUGGUUGUGAACGUGCCUUCCUGUAGUUACUGUUGAUCAGUCCACAGGACCUCCCACCUUCUCAGGCCUCUGGAUUCGCCUGUUUGCGAUUCACUUUUGUGGGGCCAGAAGCAUUUGACAGCAUUCCUCCUCGCCACGGCAACUAACGAUGAGCAUUGUCAGCCACGCCAUCCGCAGUCGGGACAGAUACCAGCCCUAUCAAACAGAUGGAGCCAUGGAACGUACGCUUGUACCGUGUUUCAGAAACUGCUAACCAGCGGUAAUGGCCUAAACAAAAUACAGUUUGCCCGAAAUGUUUGAACAGUCCGGGCUGUUCAGGGAUGAGCAAAUCUUUCUGUACGAAGGCAUGAAUGUAUUUUCGUAGUGCCUCGGUAAAGAAGAAGCCAGGCGUACGUCAGCAGUCCCGCGCACAGGCCCCCUCACUCAGCUACUCGAGUCGGCCUGCCGCCGUUUCAGCCAUUUUGCCUCCUCGGCCAGUGUUUUCCUGAGAAGGGCGGGAUUGUGACGCCCAUCGGAUGGGAUCUGUGCAACCCUCUGAAGCCACCAGGGGGCGCCACACCAGGGCUGGCCCAGGUGACCUGCAGAAACGUUGAGGGGCAGGGUGCAGAAACCAGUGGCGGAGCUUUCCGUUCAAAAAAAGCCUCAUUUGCCAGUGGCUCACGCAAGCAAACCGCACAACGAGAACUGGAGUUGUGGUUGGCGGUGUAGUUUGGUCCCUCUUGAGGGGAAAACUUUUGUUUUCAUUCAUUGCUCUGAAUGGUCAUACACCACCAUCACAGGACUUCCUUCCCACCAACAAGGACUUUACCCACCUUGGGCCUUCUGCUGUAGGCCUCCAGUUGGUCCUUAACUUCAGAAGAUGACAGUCUGUGCCUUGUACAGUUUCACAGCAUUAAAUCGCUUUCUGAUACGUA
Molecule: messenger RNA, 4912 nt
Organism: Anguilla anguilla (European eel)
Lineage: Eukaryota; Metazoa; Chordata; Actinopteri; Anguilliformes; Anguillidae
Product: protein bicaudal D homolog 1-like
Exons: 9
Coding region: 948-3869 (973 amino acids)
Biological process (GO): regulation of microtubule cytoskeleton organization; protein localization to organelle; microtubule anchoring at microtubule organizing center
Cellular component (GO): Golgi apparatus; cytosol
Molecular function (GO): dynein complex binding; dynactin binding; dynein intermediate chain binding
Source: RefSeq, a predicted model, not a curated record